AUGAGCCAGAACAUACCUGACCCUGUUGGUAUCUCCGCAGACCUGCUUGUUGGUCAAAAAGUUUAUGCUAUUGGGAACCCUUUUGGACUUGAUCAUACUCUUACAACUGGUGUUAUCAGAGAAAUCAGUUCUGCUGCUACUGGCCGACCCAUUCAGGAUGUUAUACAGACCGAUGCUGCCAUUAAUCCUGGUAAUAGUGGAGGGCCACUGUUAGAUAGUGCAGGAAACCUUAUCGGGAUAAAUACAGCUAUAUAUUCUCCGUCUGGUGCGUCCUCUGGUGUUGGAUUUUCGAUCCCUGUCGACACUGUAGGUGGCAUUGUUGACCAGUUAGUGAGAUUUGGGAAGGUCACAAGACCAAUUUUAGGGAUUAAGUUUGCUCCUGAUCAGUCUGCACAGCAAUUAGGGGUAAGUGGGGUGCUUGUCUUAGAUGCUUCUGCUAAUGGUCCAGCUGGUAAAGCGGGCCUGCUACCAACUAAACGUGAUGCCUAUGGUAGGCUCAUUUUGGGUGACAUCAUAACAUCUGUGAAUGGCAGAAAGGUCACCAAUGGCAGUGAUUUGUACAGAAUUCUUGAACAAUGUAAAGUGGGUGAUACGGUGACUGUGGAGGUGUUGCGCAGCGAUCACAAGGAGAAGAUUGCUGUAAUGCUUGAACCGAAGCCUGAUGAGUCAUGAUACACCUAGUGGUCCGGCAUGUAUAUUUUAGGUACAUAUAUAUUUAUAUAUUUAAGCACAGUAGAUAUACCUUGUUUUUGUGGCCUAUUUCUUCUGGAAUCUUUCCCACAAAAUUGUUAAGUGCCAAGGAUAGCUCUUGGAGAGAAGAAAUAUUUCCCAAGGAAGGUGAGAUGCGUCCUGUCAAAUUGUUUUCUCCAAUCUGAAGCAUCUCAAGCUUCUUCAAAAAGCCAAGCUCAACAGGAAUGUUCCCAGUAAGUUUAUUCCUUGUGAAGUCCAUCACUCUGAGGUCAGGACAGUUGGUGAAGUUGCUCGGGAUCUCCCCUGUCAACGAGUUAUUGCUAAGAAGGAGAUUCUGCAGUCUGAACAAAUGAGUAACUUGUGGAAUUUUGCCGUAUAUGAAGUUGUCGUGGAGAUCAAACAACCUAAGAAAGCUGAGGUUGCCAAUGAAAGGUGGUAUGGAUCCACGCAAAGCAUAGCCUUGUAGGUCCAAAGCUGUAACUAUUUGAUGCUGACGGCUACAUGAAAUCCCCUGCCAUCUGCAGAAGUUGAUAGAAUCAUUCCAGGAGCUCAAGAUGUUAUGCGGGUCGUCUGCUAUUAAUUCUCUGAAUCUGAACAAAGCCAGACGAUCUGUCUCAUUUAUUGGAGCGGCAGCAAUAGUACAUUAUGAGAAGCAGAGAAAGUUGAAGGAGGUGAAAUAUUGGAACAAGGCAGAGCAAGAUGCAGAACAUUAUGAGAGUUCUUGUCAACUUCAUCCAUCUAAUAUAUAUCCAGCUACCAUUACCAAGAGCCACUAUUGGAGACCAGUAUGGCAUGAAACGACAUAAUAGUAUGGAAAUCAUUGGCUGAGAAUUGAAAUAAGUGUUUCUAUUCAAUUCUAAUAAGCUUGUUGCGGCUGCAUAUCUUUUUAAGGUACAUUUGACUUGAAGGAGGUGAGUAGGAGACAAAAUGGUGGUCGAGAGGAUGCCUUUCAAAGCAAUUGUCUUUGAGUUUCAACUUGAGUUAGCAUUAAUUAACAAAAUAAACAAAAUGUGGAAUUGUUGACUUUUGCUUUCAAUAUAAAUCUGUUCAACCA
Molecule: messenger RNA, 1744 nt
Organism: Corylus avellana
Lineage: Eukaryota; Viridiplantae; Streptophyta; Magnoliopsida; Fagales; Betulaceae
Product: protease Do-like 1, chloroplastic
Biological process (GO): proteolysis
Molecular function (GO): protein binding; serine-type endopeptidase activity
Source: RefSeq, a predicted model, not a curated record